Molecule: messenger RNA, 1408 nt
Organism: Leptopilina boulardi
Lineage: Eukaryota; Metazoa; Arthropoda; Insecta; Hymenoptera; Figitidae
Product: inositol monophosphatase 1-like
Exons: 5
Coding region: 16-1023 (335 amino acids)
Biological process (GO): phosphatidylinositol phosphate biosynthetic process; signal transduction; inositol metabolic process
Molecular function (GO): inositol monophosphate 1-phosphatase activity
Source: RefSeq, a predicted model, not a curated record
UUGUAGUGGGGGGACAUGAUUUAUACCAUAAGUACGGUACUUCAUUCAAAGAGCAGCUAUUUUAUCGACAACUUUUUACUAAGACUUUUCUUGGUCUCGAUCAAGGCUGCACGCGAUUACAAUCAAGUUCAAGUUUUCAAGAGUCUUCAACUCAUAACAGUGACAAUGACCUCUCAGGAAGAAUUAAAUAAUUGUUAUGACAUCGUCAUGGAAUUAAUCAUUCAAUCAGCAGAGAUAAUUCGUGAAGCGAUUCAAGGAGGAAAAUGUAUUGAGACAAAGGCAGGAGAUUGGGAUUUGGUGACACAAUUUGAUAGAAAAGUCGAGGAUAUUCUUAUAUCGGGACUAACAAAAGAAUUUCCCCAUCACAAAUUUAUCGGAGAAGAAACGGUUUCAUUGACAAAUAAUUUGCCAGAAUUAACAAAUGCACCAACAUGGAUUAUUGAUCCAAUUGAUGGAACAACAAACUUUGUUCAUUCAUUUCCACAUACUUGUAUUUCCGUGGCAUUAGCUGUCAAUAAAAAACUUGAAAUUGGAAUUGUUUAUAAUCCAGUUUUGGAACAAAUGUUCACAGCAAGACGUGGUCAAGGAGCAUUCCUAAAUGGCAAACGUAUUAAAAGUUCCAAAGUCCAAGAAGUUGCACAAUCUUUGAUAUGCAUCGAAGCCUCAUAUGCAACAAUAGAAGAUAUCAGAGAUAUUAUUCUUGGAAGACUUGAAGCUUUUGUUACAAUUGCACAUGGAAUACGAACAUUAGGAUCGGCGGCUUUAACUUUAUGUCAUGUUGCAAUGGGAGCUGCAGAAGCCUAUCAUACCGAUAAUUUAAUGCCUUGGGAUGUCGCGGCUGGUGUACUUAUUAUAAAUGAAGCUGGCGGAGUUGUAAUUGAUACUGCAGGUGGAGAUUUUAAUUUAAUGAAACCAAAAGUAUUGGCAGCUGGUAAUAAUAAAUUAGCUCAAGACUUAGUGGAAUUAAUUAAAAAUGCCGACUCUAAAACAUAUCAAAAACGACUGUCAAAUGCACAAAAAUAAUAUUAGUACAAAAGUAUGCACAUCAUAGUGAUGCAUUAAUUACAAAAAAAAAAUUCUAGUCUUACAAUUUAAUAAUUUUAUUACGAAAAUUUAAAAAAUUAAAAUUUUGCAAAUUCCGAAAAGAAACUGUCAACGUUAAUCUAAUUAUAAAUUAAAUUUUAUAACGAAUUUAAAUGACAAUCAAAAACGAAAAAAAAUAAGUAAUAAAUUAUUAUGAGGUAAUUUCAAUUUGUGACUGAUUUUAAUAUGUAUUUGUUUGCAACAUUAGUACAAAAUGUAAUAGAAAAUAAUUUUAAUUAAAUUUUACGGUAUUAUAUUAAAAAUUUAAAUGUACACUUGUAUUUUGUAAAUAAAUUUUUACUUUCACCAGUAUAUAAUUAAUCAA